UGUAAAACCCACAACCUGUCAGCCAUCAGUCAAAAAAUUCGAAUCGAAAAGCUGAAAAACCACCAAAAAUGUUCCGAAUCGCUUGUUUCAUUUUGCUGCUCAUCCUGCUAAAGGACCUGGGAAUUUCCGAUGGCGAGCCCUAUAACAAACAACUGACCAUAUUUGUCGAGGCUGGCAGACAGGAGUGCUUUUACCAACCGAUUGCCUCCACUGAGAACAUUAAAAUCGACUAUCAGGUGAUCCAUGGUGGACUUGGCGAGACGCAUAUCAAUUUUAAUUUAAUGGAUCCGAGUCGUAACCUUCUGAUCAAUGAAAUAAAGCAGGAGAAGGGAAGUCGCGAGCUGGUGGCCAAUGAAACUGGGUCUUAUAAGAUUUGUUUCGAUAACACUAUUAGCUCUUUUAACCAAAAGAUCGUAUCAUUCACCCUGGAGGUAACCCAUGCGGACAAAAAUGAGAGGGAGCUGCGAGAUCUACGUCGGGAAAUGUUAACCGAUUACCAAUUCGAUGUGGCUUACACUGGUAUCGAUAAUUACAUGGGCAAGAUACAUGUGAACCUCAUGAGAUCCCGGCAAUCUCAGGACUUUAUUCGAGCGAUUGAAGCCAGGGACCGAAAUCUGGCCGAAUCGACCUAUGCCAUGGUCAACAAUUGGUCGUGGACUCAGUUUUUGACCAUGAUAUUUGUUGGCUUUCUGCAGGUCCUGAUGGUGAGAAGUAUUUUCCAUACAACCGGAACGUUCCACAAGUUUUGGAAAUGUUUUUAGUCGAAUUGUCCAUCACUUUUGGGAAAUGUUAUU
Molecule: messenger RNA, 794 nt
Organism: Drosophila suzukii
Lineage: Eukaryota; Metazoa; Arthropoda; Insecta; Diptera; Drosophilidae
Product: transmembrane emp24 domain-containing protein 1
Biological process (GO): intracellular protein transport; endoplasmic reticulum to Golgi vesicle-mediated transport; Golgi organization
Cellular component (GO): endoplasmic reticulum; COPII-coated ER to Golgi transport vesicle; endoplasmic reticulum-Golgi intermediate compartment
Source: RefSeq, a predicted model, not a curated record